UGUAUUGUAAUUUACAAAACGUAAGCAUAUUUCGGUAAAAUUAUUGUACAAAAACGCCAUAGCAAAAUAAAAGUGACGUUUGAUGUUAUACUCUGUAAUAAUCUUCAGUGAACGCGUAAUAGCGAAAUACAAAACAACAAAAAACACAAUACAUUAUCUGGAAUUAUAAAUUAAAUACGCGGACCAGGGCGGGUAAAGUCGAUGCUACAAUUGUUCACCAAUUACUGAGCGGAAGUCGAUAUGGACGAUAUUCACCGGGAACUGCUGCUGAAGAGGCAGCGGUACCUGCGCGAUAACGUGAUCAUGGAGGAAGGGCUGUUGUCGAAACUGAGAGAGAGUGGCGUGUUCAACACGUCCAUGAUCCAGGUCAUUCAGAGCGAGAUCGACAACGACAGGCAGAUGGCGCGCCUGCUGGAUAUGUUGACCAAGCGCGGACCGGAAGCGUACGACAAGUUCAUGGACUGCCUGAGCGAGGACUACCCCUGGGUGGUGCAGAACUUCCGAGAGAAGGAGGCCGAGCUCAUGGAGCAGGAUAGAGCGGAAUCCGACGUGAACCGGGACAUCCGGCAGACAGUGAAGGAGUACGUGAAGGAGCUCGCGCGCACGACUCGCAUGAACAACGCACAGCGGAAGAACGUCGAGGACUUCCUGUGCCGCCAGAUCACCAUAGAUACCAACCUGAACAGUGGCAGCAUGCCGGGUCGCAAGCUGUACGCCAUACACAGGCGCCUUAUGCAAGGGAUCCCGUUGUCGUCUCUCGACGAAAGCGACCAGGGUGACCUUGAAAACAUACUUCCGGACAACGUCACCAUCGACAAGAUCGAAAAAGAGGUCAGUCUACUCGUUGAUCGGGUACAAGAACUAGAGACAAUUAUAGAAAGCUGCUAUGAAAAGCUUGGCGAAACCAGUAAAGACAAGUUUCUACCUGAUUUGGUAUUCUGUCAGCAUAAGCUCCUAUUGGAGCGAGACAUUAAAAUCGAAGAGCUGAAACAAAAGGUGCAAUCGCAGCAGAAGACGAUGCGUCUAGCGCGCGAAAAGGAAAGACGCGCCCGGGAAGAAAGCGAGAAGAAUAAGGAGGGCAAAGACGAGGUGGAGAAAUCGCUCGACACGCUAAAGAUAAAGAUCCAGAAGAUGCAAGAGGAACGGCAACGGAUGGGGAUGCGAAUGGCGUUCGACGUCGCGUUCGGCUCCACCAUCCACCCCAACGUCCCUUCCGGUGUAGCGUCACAGGACCGACCGCGGAAACACAGACGAUCGUCAGUUGAUAAACAGACAGAGGGCGACGACAUGCAGAAAGAUGGUGAAGACAACACCAGCUAAUGAUGUAGAGACGGCGCUUUUUGUACCAUCAGCAAAACAAUGAGAACGGUUCUAGUUCUAUAAAGUGCUGUAACAAAAUAGACAUUGUGUUAUGCAUGCCAAUUAAAUAACUAUGAUAUCGCAGAUACUGAUCUUUGUGGACAAGGUAACCUUAUGUAAAGGUUUACAUGUAUGCCUAAAUUACUGUUUAAUUGUUGUUGUAUUAAAUUGCUAAACUUAAAUGACACUGACUUGCCGUUUGCUGACCUCGUUUAUGGUCAUAUCUGAAAGCUCUGUGAGUGUAUAUUUAUUUUUUAAACAUUUACAAAUAAAACUAUUGGCACUGAA
This is a messenger RNA of Dreissena polymorpha, 1647 nucleotides long. RefSeq names its product DNA ligase 1-like. Gene Ontology annotation, molecular function: death domain binding; protease binding. Lineage: Eukaryota; Metazoa; Mollusca; Bivalvia; Myida; Dreissenidae. The coding region runs from base 241 to 1320 and encodes 359 amino acids. Gene Ontology annotation, biological process: regulation of apoptotic process. The record is from RefSeq and is a predicted model, not a curated record. The transcript has 6 exons.